AUGGCUUCUACAACAAAAGGUCAUGAGCAAGUUCCACCAGGAGAGCCUAUGUCAAUGGGGCAACAUAUGCUAGACAAAGGGGCUCAAAUGAUGCAAUCUUUAAAACCUAUCAAGCAAAUGAACCAACAUGUGUGUCGAUCGGGGGUGGAGUAUAUAUUAUCUGAUCGUAUCUUUGAAAGUUUGCCUCAAGAAGAACAAAAACUUUGGCAUUCUCAUGCACACGAGAUAAAAUCAGGACUUUGGGUGAAUCCAAGAGUUCCAGAAAUGGUAAUAAGGCCUGAACUGGAGAAUCUUACCAAAACCUAUGGCAAAUUCUGGUGUACGUGGCAGACAGAUAGAGGUGACAAGUUACCAAUUGGGCCUCCAUCACUAAUGAUGUCUCCACAACCAGUAGAUUUAGGCAUUGUGAAAAUAGGUCUAGUCAAGAAGAGAGAUGACAAGUACAACAUAUCGACCGACGCCAUGAAAACAGCUCGGGCUGAUUUAUCCGAGCGCACCCGUCUCAAUCCGAGGGCGGAUUAUUGGGUGGAGCAUGGUAAGGGUUUCAUGAUCGAUGUUGAGGAUGUUGAGAUGAAGAAGAUAGCACCAUUUCCAUGA
Messenger RNA from Solanum tuberosum (potato), 597 nucleotides. RefSeq lists its product as uncharacterized. The record is from RefSeq and is a predicted model, not a curated record. The transcript is spliced from 4 exons. Lineage: Eukaryota; Viridiplantae; Streptophyta; Magnoliopsida; Solanales; Solanaceae. Bases 1 to 597 code for a protein of 198 amino acids.